Messenger RNA from Suillus discolor, 1425 nucleotides. RefSeq lists its product as uncharacterized. Lineage: Eukaryota; Fungi; Basidiomycota; Agaricomycetes; Boletales; Suillaceae. Bases 1 to 1425 code for a protein of 474 amino acids. The transcript is spliced from 10 exons. The record is from RefSeq and is a predicted model, not a curated record.
AUGUCUAUUGGCAAUAUCACCAAAGCGAAAAGGUGUCAGACAUUGGUGCGAGCAACUCUUGAUUGCUUCACUCCAGAUGCAUGCUCCCUGGCUGGUUACAGACUCUUCCAUUAUUGCAUGAGACUGCUCCUACAUUCUCUCAUCACUACCAGAAAUGAUGGUGUGGAUAUGCAUGUCUGUCCAAUUCUGGCCGUGUAUUGUCUGGUUUCUUGCUAUAAGAAGAAUCAUUGGGAUGUACUGGACUCAGUGAUGUAUGAUCCUGAGUCCACAAAAGAUAUCUUGCAAUGGUGCAAGAAUAGUCAGCAUCCACUGGAAUUCAAGGAGAAUGGGCUACAUGCCAUUUAUAACCCAUUCUGGGCCAAUAUGCCUCAUACUGACAUUUUUCUAGCUUUGACACCCGAUCUUUUGCACCAGAUUCAUAAGGGUAUGUUCAAAGAUCACCUCAUUAAGUGGUUCCCAGAUUAUCCUAGACUUCAGGACUUCAAAAAAGGUAUACCAAAUCAUAAAGAAAUGCAGCAAGUUUUUAUGGGCAUACUCACCAGAGCAGUACCUAGUUGCAUGUUGGCGGUGGCACAUGCUAUUCUUAAUUUCUCAUAUUAUGCCCAGCUUCACAUUCACAUGGCUGAGUCGCUGGAAGCUCUACAGACUGCCUUAGCAGCAUUUCACACUAACAAAGACAUCCUGAAGGAACUCUCAAUACAUGAACAUUUCAACAUACCCAAAAUACACCAACUCACUCAUUAUGUUUGGUCGUUUUCAUUAUUUGGAGCAGCUGACGGAUUUAACACAGAACUUUCUGAGUGUUUGCAUAUAGACUUUGCAGAGGAUGCAUACCAUGCUAGCAACAAACAAGAUUUCGAGGAGCAGAUGCAACCUCUCUUUGCUGCAGGUCACACAGCGGUCUCGCACUCUGUUUUGGAUUUGGAUUUGGAUUUGGACUCAGAUUCAGAAGGAGAGGCUGCUAUUCCUUAUGCAACACCUGCAGAUGAGCUCCAAGUGACCUAUGUCCUUGCCAAGACCCCAGCACAUCUCUACCAAUCUGUUCAAAAUAUUGUAUAUGCCCAUCAUGGUGCAACAGAUUUUAUCCCUGCACUUCAAUCCUUCCUUCGCACAAAUCUUCUGCACAACACCCUCAUACCAGGCAUUCAGGACUGUUUUGAUGUUUAUCAUCAACUGGUCAUUGUGAUGCCACCUGCUUUUCAAGUUAGUGAUGCACCAAUGUGCAGGCACAUUCAAGCAACACCAGAGAGACUUGCAUCAGGACGGAAACCUGGUUGUCCAGCUCAUUUCAAUAUGGUGUUGAUAUCAGAUGUGGCUCAAGUUUACAUGAUAUUCUCACUCUCUCAUCAGUUUGGCGAAUACUCAAGAGCCCUUGCUUACAUAGAGUGGUUUACUCCGUUCAGACCACCAGACACUUCAUCUUGA